Racocetra persica is the source of this 230-nucleotide messenger RNA. NCBI's taxonomy places the organism in Eukaryota, Fungi, Glomeromycota, Glomeromycetes, Diversisporales, Gigasporaceae. The record is from the annotation of a GenBank genome assembly.
UUACAAGCUCGGGUAAUUUUAUUGACCUGUACAAUGUGCUUAUUAAGGCUGAAGAACAAGUAGAGACCACAAAUCAGGAAGUUAUUAGGAGCUAUUUUGCUUUUGGAAAAAAGCUUAAGGAAAGUAGCAUAGGUGAGGAUAAAAUUCAACAGGUGAAAUCUUACUCAGCAUUGAGAAUUUCUAAAUUAAGUUGGGAUGAAAUUGAUGCUAUAGAAAAGGAGUUUGAAUAA